AUGCAAAGUGAUAACAAUAACAGACUUGAUCCAAAAACUACCACCACAACCGCAUCUGCCUCUAUUUUAGGGGAGAACAAUAACGACACCAAUAAUAAUGAUCAUCAACAAGUCAUGCAGCUUUCCAACACUGCUGAUACUCAGGAGUCUACAACUACCGACAUUUUAAUCAAUAAUGAAAAUACCACCACCACAUCUACUUAUCUUCCAAAGGAUGAUAACAACAACGACAACGACAAAAAAAGACAUGGGACUAAAAGUGCAGAAGAAAAAAUGAGCACAGGUAGAAAUGCAUGCGGUGGUAUUCUUUGUGAAGCUUUCCGACUCAAAGACUCUGCCGUUCAUUUCAACAAUCAAUCUUCAAAAGAAGGAAAGCAAGCAAAUAAUGUAAUGGUUGAAGGAUUAUGUAUUGAUUGUAAAGAUCAGGAAGCUUCGGUAUAUUGCGAAAAUUGCUCAGAAGAUUUUUGUGAAAUGUGUUAUGCAAUGCUUCAUCGUACCGGGAAUCGUCGUAAUCAUAAAACUAAAAAUUUGAAACAUCUCAAUAAUAAUGGCCCAGAAAAUAAUCUACAACAACAAUCUCACCAAAAUGCAAACUUAUCAGAUGAUAAAGACGGUGGACUUAAAGCUACAUCUACUAUAAUUUCAAGUGGAGGUUCAACUUUUGGUCAAUGGCUUGAAGAACAGUAUACAGAUAAAAUCGACAUCAUAUCUUAUAAUUCAAGCAAAUCACGAAGAAUUCUUCAUCAAAUUAAAGAUUUAUGUGCUAUUUUAUCUGGUUUAAUGGUAGCAAGAAAACAAACAUUGUCGCUUUGGAGUGAGAUACAAUAUGAAAUGUUUAAGCUUUGGACAUUGGCAGAUCGUGAUUUAUUAUCGGAAAAUAAUACAUAUAGAUUGAGAGAUACAGGACAAGGGUUAAACAGAUUACAAUCAUGUCCAUCCGUUUCUCGAACGAUGCACUCAAUCUUACAUCUUGCUCAACAAAAAUCAGGUUAUUGGGUAGGAAGUUCGGUUAUUCAUCUUGGAGAUAAAAAUGUUCCCAAUGCUCUCAUGUUCAUUGAUAAAUAUAAUCAAAUUUCACGUAUAUUGACACCAAUAUUGAUAUGUCUAGACAGUAUAUCAACGCUAGUUCAAAAGAAUACUGGGAUUCGAGCAUAUAUACAAAAUAGUUUUUCAGAUGUGGAAAAUUGUAAGAAAACAAUUCUUGCAGAUUUCUUUCGGUAUGCAUUUGAUGGUAGUGGAGCAGAUAAUUUUUUUGAUGCUGGAAGUUGUAUUGAUGGUAGAUUGACUAGUGCGUGGAAUUGGUGUUCACAAAUUGAAAAGAAGACCUAUUUCCCUGUAUUUUUGUUAACUGGAUUUGUUGGAUUUGAUGGAGAGAACUUUUAA
Molecule: messenger RNA, 1383 nt
Organism: Entrophospora sp. SA101
Lineage: Eukaryota; Fungi; Glomeromycota; Glomeromycetes; Entrophosporales; Entrophosporaceae
Source: the annotation of a GenBank genome assembly